CUCGCUCGCCGAGAUCACAGUCAAUUCUGUUGUUCCCUUGCAGAUAUACCCACUGGUACCGGGACGAGCACAUUUAAAAUGGUCAAAAAUAAAAGGAAUACUGACGCCAACUCUCUUCUAAUCCUGGUGCUAGACGUAUCACCACUAGCGUGGGGCGAACGCGACAUUCAGCGAACAGCUCAGGAUAAAUCGAGGGUCGCACUAGGGAAACGCAGUGUUGGACCCGCUGUUCUCGAGGAAGCUUUGGAAGCGACCGAGGCCUUUGCCAGUGCCUUUUGCAGCAUCGAACACGACGCCGGCUUGGUCCUUAUUGCGGUGGCCGACAAUGAGACAGCCGUUGUAUAUCCGCGAUCAAACGAUAUUUCCGAAUGGAUGCUCCAUCCGGAAACAUAUCUGCCAGACAUACGCAAAAUGAAAGAACAUUUAACAGUUGGAGUGCACGAAUUGCUGCUUCGAGCGGCUUCCAAAGCGCAGUACCUUUCGGAUGCCUCUUCCCGCCAAGCCGCCAUGGCAGCAGCGUUCUCCAAUGCCCUAUGUAUAAUCAAUCGAUUUUUAGUAGCCGCUCGAGUGGGUGGAGUCAGUGCGUUGCGGAAUGAAACACAUUUGAACCGCAACGAUGAUCAGGGAGUGAUAGCACUAAUGGAUGGCAAGGCCAAAUCGAAACCAGCGAGUAAAAAGUUGUCCGGUUGGUCGCCCCGAAUUUUCCUCAUACAGGCCUCGGAUGAUCGAUCAAGAGACUACAAUGCCUUCAUGAACUGCGCGUUUGCAGCUGUUAAACAGAGCAUAGUUGUGGAUGGGUGUUUUCUCUCGGCAAAAGGAAAUCACUCGUCGUCGGCAUUUUUGGAGCAGGCAUGUGACUUAACGGGUGGCGUCUUUUUGAGUCCAUCUGGAACAGCUCAAGUCGGAGGGGCACUAACAGAAGUUCUACACAGCGUAUUUUUGGCGGAUGUGCCUUCUCGAUGCCUUUUAAAUCUACCGGCAAUUAACAAGGUCGAUUUCCGUGCCCGAUGUUUUGAGACUGCAGAACUUGUUGACUUGGCAUACGUUUGUAAUCAAUGUUUGUCCAUUUUUCGAAAGCAACCAAAAAACUACUGCCCGACUUGCCAGGCUAAAAUCGUGGUCGACUCAAAGCGGGUUGGAACAACUGAAAUUUGA
Phaeodactylum tricornutum CCAP 1055/1 is the source of this 1155-nucleotide messenger RNA. RefSeq lists its product with no specific name. The coding region runs from base 79 to 1155 and encodes 358 amino acids. Gene Ontology annotation, biological process: regulation of DNA-templated transcription; nucleotide-excision repair. Lineage: Eukaryota; Bacillariophyta; Bacillariophyceae; Surirellales; Neidiaceae. The transcript has a single exon. The record is from RefSeq and is a predicted model, not a curated record. Gene Ontology annotation, cellular component: transcription factor TFIIH holo complex; transcription factor TFIIH core complex.